This is a messenger RNA of Cylicocyclus nassatus, 1113 nucleotides long. Lineage: Eukaryota; Metazoa; Nematoda; Chromadorea; Rhabditida; Strongylidae. The record is from the annotation of a GenBank genome assembly.
AUGUUCUCGCGCAACAACAGCCCUUAUUCCUCCGCCAGAGGUCGGACUUCGGUUUCUCGUCCAAAAGCAAUCUCGAAAGUCCCUCGUCAAACUGCAACUCUCAAAGUUUUGCCACAGAUCGCGAGCCCAAGAGUGCCAUUAAAAGCGAUCUCAAAGCAAGCUGUGAGUCGAAGAUUGAUUUUGGAGGAGCCAAACGCAUCGCAAGCCACUUCGACAGGCGUACGACAGGAGCACAUCGUAACUCAGGAGGAGCAAAUACCACCCGGAAGCGCAUACGAGCGGCGGGAAUUCGUCUUUGAAGAGAAUUCGAUGCAAAUGGAAGAACUUCCGGAGUUGCCGUCAUCGCUAUUUGAUUGUGUAGCAAAUGGGGAACUACGCAUGGAACUAGCUGCGAAACUGAUGCUGCAUCGCACUAAUAGUGGGACAUUUAAUUACGCUGCGUACGAUGAAUUUGUCAGCUCAAAUGUGGCUGCACGAGCGGUUUCGCGCUACGAUGGAUUGGACGGUUUUGAGGCUCCACAUAUAGUAGGCUGCAAUUUCAUGGCGAUGAGACUCUUAGGCCCAAUUAUGUUUGAGAAACUGUCAGAAGCCCUGGAAAAUCUCUGCCAACCCUCCUUUCGUGAAGUUGGAUAUUAUGAACCUCGUGAUGGGGAAGUGGAAUCCGAGAAGAAAGGACAACACCACCCAGAGCCUCACAUCUCUGUAUCGUUUCCUUUUACAGCAGAAUAUUCGCUGAGGCUGAAUGGAAGAAGCGGCAGAGACGCCAAACUCAAAAACCUCCCCGAUGAGAUUGAAACCACCUUGAUCGAUUUUGCUGACGAUAUGAUGGGAUACGGGUACGACGAACUGCUACCAGGCGCGGUUGUGGAUUUUGAAAACUCGGAAUUUUACGCUAGUCUUGGCACAGACGAAGCCGAAAGAAAGCAAAAUUUUGAUCAGGCUUCGCGUGAGAAAAUGCGGUGGCGUCCACAGCUCUUUAAGGCCCUGCAAUUCGCACUACAAGAUAUUAGGUUCUAUACGUACAAGGAAAGCGAGUCGAAAUGGAUACCGCAUAAGGUAAAAUUGUUUGCUGUGACUACCUAUUCAUUGCUGAUGAGUGAAGUUCUGCGAUAG